Molecule: messenger RNA, 904 nt
Organism: Megalobrama amblycephala (Wuchang bream)
Lineage: Eukaryota; Metazoa; Chordata; Actinopteri; Cypriniformes; Xenocyprididae
Exons: 6
Coding region: 169-813 (214 amino acids)
Source: RefSeq, a predicted model, not a curated record
GGUCGAUACUAUGCAGUUUGGGAAACAUAUCAUUGUGAAAUCAUAAGAAAAGCUGCGCUUCCUGUAUAGCCUUAAAGCAGAAAUCAUCACUGGUUGGGGAGGAUUCACUUUUUGAGUUUUUCUGACAUUAACACUGUAAUUAGAGUGGUUUGCAAACGCUCAAGGAUUAUGGUUCGUGCUUUUGUUUUGCUCUUUUUGUGCUUGUGGCGUCUGGUUGAUGUGAAAGCUGAAGUGAAGUCAGUGUCAGUGAUGGAGGGAGAUUCUGUCACUCUAAACACUGAUGUUACUGAAAUACAGAAAUAUUUGUCAAUAAAGUGGACGUUCGGAAGCACUCGAAUAGCUCAAAUCAUCAAUUCGACCCAAACCAGCUCUACAUAUGAUGGUCCUGAUAAGAGAUUCAAAGAUAGACUGAAGCUGGAUCGAACUGGAUCUCUGACCAUCACAAACACCAGAACCACAGACUCUGGAGUUUAUAUUCUAUCACUUACCAGAGGAGAGACCAAAUACAAGAGUUUCAAUGUUCAAGUCAAUGUGACUACACAAACUUCCUCAUCACCAGAAAGAACAUCAAGCUCAAAUUGUGUGUUGUCUAGCUGCAUGGUGAAAUUUCGACCUUCAACCCGGAUGAGGAUGCCAAUACACUUCCAGCAGGCACACACAGACAUCAAGAAUCAGCCUGUGAAUCUCAAUGACGAUAAGGCUUGUGAUGAAGAAAUUACUUAUGCUGAUCCAACGUUCUACAAAAGAAAAACACAAAAGUCGAGAGUUCAAGAGGAGGAGGUGGUGUACGCAGGAGUCGCCGUGAGACGCUGAUCAAACUCUUGAUUAAAGGGAUAGAAAAUUUUAUGUUUAUCUGCUUACCCCCAGUGCAUUCAUGAUGUAGGUGACUUUGUUUCUUCAGUAG